UGUAACAUGCAGAUUGGAUAGGCUUUCUCUCUUUGCAUACUCCGCCAACGAUUGUCGUCACAUUGCAGUGGCGUUUUACUUCCAGCGAGUGCCUGAAAAAAAUCAAUGGAGUUCCUUUGGAUUGGUUUUGCGUUCUUCAUUGCUCUCAUCUUCCUUAAGCUUGUCAGUGAUAACCGAGGCAGCGGUAGCAAAUCGCCUCCAUCUCCUCCAGGACUUCCAAUCCUUGGCCAUCUCCAUCUCCUCGGUAAGCUCCCCCACCAGUCCUUGCAGAAGCUCGCCCAGAGAUAUGGCGGCCUCAUGCUCCUCAAGCUCGGCAUCCACAACACGCUCGUCGUCUCCACUGCCGAGACCGCCAGGGAGCUCCUCAAAACGCAAGAUCACGUCUUCUCUUCCAGGCCCAGGACGAUUACCGGCGAGAACUUCGGGUAUGGGGGAGCUGGGAUGAUCUGGGCUGCCUAUGGCGAUCACUGGAGGAGCGUCCGGAAGCUGUGCACUCUGGAGCUCCUCACUGCCAAGCGCGUUGUGAUGUUCCAGCAAGUCCGGAAGACGGAGAUGUCCAUGCUCUUGAAGGAGCUCCAAAGUUCCCAGAUGAGUUCUGUGGAGCUCACGUCCAAGCUCCUGGAUCUCACUUUCAACUUCAUGACGAGGAUGGUGAUGAACCGGAGCUACUCCUCUGGGAGCUCCGCUGAGAGGGAACUCGCGGUAAGGUUCAAAGACUUGAUCACGGAGGCGUUCACGGUGGCUGGAAGUAACACUCUGGCCGACUUCUUCCCAUAUCUGGGAUGGAUGGACGGCCAAGCCAAGAAGAUCUGCGCGAUCCACAAGCAGCUCGACGAGUAUCUGGCCAAGCAGAUCGUCGAGCACCGCCAGCAGCCGGGAAGCAACAGAGAUUUCCUGGACAUGAUGUUGGCCAGAAAAGAUCUCAGCGAUACUUCCAUCAAAGCUCUCUGCCUGGAUAUGAUCGCUGCUGGGACCGACACUGCUGCUGUCACGGUGGAGUGGGCUCUAGCCGAGCUCGUAAACAAUCCAGCAAUGGUGCUUCAAGUUCAGGAGGAGCUCAAAGAGGUUGUCGGAGAGAACCGGGCCCUGGACGAGACUGAUCUUCCAAAGCUGACUUUCCUCCAAGCCAUCGUCAAGGAAACACUGCGCCUCCACCCUCCAGGGCCCCUUAGCAUUCCCCACCAAUCCAUCCAAGCUUGCGAGCUGGAGGGUUACGUGAUUCCAGCAGGAACUCACGCGCUCGUCAAUGUCUAUGCCAUAGCGAGGGACCCGAGGUGGUGGGACGAGCCUCUCAAGUUUGAUCCCGAGCGGUUUCUUCGGCAGCCGGACAUCGAUGUAAGAGGCCAGAGCUUCGAAUUGCUGCCGUUUGGAUCGGGAAGGAGGAGCUGCCCGGGGAUCCUCCUGGGGACUACCACCGUCCAGUUCGUGCUCGGAAGCUUGCUCCAUGCGUUUGACUGGGCAGCGCCGGAUGGCAAAGAGUUGGACAUGGCGGAGAAGUUUGGUCUUAGUGUUCCCAGAGCUUCUCCACUCAGGCUGGUGCCGUCCACACGCUUGAACCCACAGGCUUACAUUUGAUUGUCAAGGUAAAACACACUUUUAUUGCAAGUUCUCACGAUCUUCAUUUAAUUUGAGUUGAAUCUGCAAAGAUUUGGUGAGGACAAUCUUCAUAGCGCGAGAAAAGAAACCUGUGCAAGUAGAGAAUCGUGAUUCGCGAUCCUUCGGCGACCUGGAAUAACAAGCGGACAGACAUUUUCCUUU
Messenger RNA from Selaginella moellendorffii, 1758 nucleotides. RefSeq names its product flavonoid 3'-monooxygenase-like. The transcript is spliced from 2 exons. NCBI's taxonomy places the organism in Eukaryota, Viridiplantae, Streptophyta, Lycopodiopsida, Selaginellales, Selaginellaceae. The coding region runs from base 106 to 1575 and encodes 489 amino acids. The record is from RefSeq and is a predicted model, not a curated record. Gene Ontology annotation, molecular function: heme binding; monooxygenase activity; iron ion binding.